UCGUCUCUUCUGUAUUUCCUUGUUGUAGACUCUUUACAAUGUGAAUUCAUUUCUUAGUUUGCAUUGAUAGAACGCCAAGUUGCUCUUCCAAAACAAAGAAGGGAGGGAGUUCUCAAUCCCCUUUCCUCUAUCAGUUUUCUCUCCCUUUUUCUUUUUGUCUGGCUAAAAGAUCAGAGAAACGUUCUUCAGACAAGAAGAAGAAGACGGUGCAGCAAUCCAUGCUGCUAUGCUGCAAGCUUUACAUCUCUGAAACACGAAACAAUUCGGCUCUUGAGUCAAUCGAACGAGCUGCCAGGCUCAACCCAGAAACCGUAAUCGUAAACAAAUUCCAAGAUGGUGUUUACAACAGGGUGAGGUUCACGCUUGUUUCUUAUGUUGCUCAUGAUAGCACUGGGAGUCCCAUCUAUAGCCCCUUGCAGCAGACAGUGCUGGCCAUGGUGGGAGCGGCUUAUGAAGCCAUUAACCUGGAGCUGCACUCGGGAGCACACCCAAGGCUUGGAGUGGUCGACCAUAUCUGCUUCCAUCCCUUGGCUCGAGCUUCCCUGGAUGAAGCAGCUUGGCUUGCUAAAUUAGUGGCCGCUGAUAUUGGCAACAGGCUCCAAGUGCCCGUAUUUCUGUAUGAAGCCGCACACCCUACUGGUAAGGCUCUUGAUAGCAUUAGGCGCGAGAUGGGCUAUUUCCGGCCAAAUUUCAUGGGCAAUCAAUGGGCAGGCUGGGCUCUUCCUAAUGUACUUCCUGAGAAGCCAGAUGAGGGCCCGACUGAGGUGUCUCCGGCCAGAGGCAUCGCCAUUAUCGGUGCAAGUCCGUGGGUAGCAUUGUACAAUGUACCAAUCAUGUCCGCAGAUGUCUCAGUCACCAGAAGGAUUGCUCGGAUGGUAAGUGCGCGGGGCGGUGGGCUUCCCACUGUACAAACAUUGGGUCUUGUCCAUGGUGAGGAUUCAACCGAGAUAGCAUGCAUGCUAUUGGAGCCCAACCAGGUUGGAGCUGACAGGGUGCAGCACCGAGUGGAGAUGCUAGCUGCUCAGGAAGGAUUGGAUGUGGAGAAGGGGUAUUUCACUGAUUCUUCACCAGAGAUGAUUGUUGAGAAGUAUAUGAAACUGGUUUCUGAUAACUCAGAGCAUGUGGGUUGAACUCUAUUUCAGCAACUGAACCCAUUGAACGCUCACUGAUAGGUUCUAUAACUAUGUACUAUAUAAUAAAAGAAUGUCUGCAAUGUCAAGCACUACACCAUUAAUCCAAUCUGGUGUUUUGUUACUCCUU
This is a messenger RNA of Nelumbo nucifera (sacred lotus), 1260 nucleotides long. RefSeq names its product formiminotransferase cyclodeaminase-like protein. The record is from RefSeq and is a predicted model, not a curated record. NCBI's taxonomy places the organism in Eukaryota, Viridiplantae, Streptophyta, Magnoliopsida, Proteales, Nelumbonaceae. Gene Ontology annotation, molecular function: folic acid binding; transferase activity.